Messenger RNA from Coprinopsis cinerea okayama7#130, 1536 nucleotides. Its product is annotated as protein kinase subdomain-containing protein PKL/ccin4. Bases 1 to 1536 code for a protein of 511 amino acids. The record is from RefSeq and is a predicted model, not a curated record. NCBI's taxonomy places the organism in Eukaryota, Fungi, Basidiomycota, Agaricomycetes, Agaricales, Psathyrellaceae. The transcript has 6 exons.
AUGGCGAAAGGGCUUCGCAUAGCGUCUGACUCAAUCCCUGAGCAUGAACCGGCAACCCCACCUCCCGAUAGGAGUUCUCCCAUCCACAAAUUUACUCCAACCGACAUUUCUGACAUUACUUCGCAUCCUACAGUGAAGAUUGGCGACAUCCUCCAUUUGCUGGCCAAUAGCACAGUGUCGCGUCUUCCUGAGCCAAAACCAGGGAAGGGCGACCCUACUCCCCCUUCUAGCCACGGCCAUGUACACCCUUAUGAUUCUCGACAAUUCAAAGCCCCCAAUCUCUACUUGACGCGCGAAGUUCUUGACGCUACCGUCGCCACUCAGCCUCGUCUCGAAACAUUUAUUGAGGAGUUUCGAAUGAAGCGCAUCAGCGAAUACGACGAGGGGGAAUUCACAAACAAGAUAGUGGGACCUCUGGUGGGGAUCUUUAUUCGGAUCUUCGCUUUUGGAACGGGAGUGUCCAAGGGAUGGUACAUCGCUCCGCCAGCCUUCUAUGACGAUACCAGCGGGCGAAAGCUGGAGUUGGAUGUUAUCAUAGAGGAUUCUGAACAGGUGGUGACAGCCAUUGAGAUGAAGACGCCGCGCUCCUGCAAUGACUCGAACAUCAGGGCAUUCUCAAGACCAGUCACUGGCAUGGAUCAGAAAGCUAAGGAAAUACGCGACCAGGUUGGAAAACAAGGGAAGUUUCUGAAAGGAUUGCACCCGAAGAAGCCCUUUGUCCUCCACGGAUUGUCAGUCGCUCCUGCGCACUUGAUCCCCCUAGCUUCGAAUGGAAGUGAUUGCUUUGCAAUUGGCUCGGACGUUAUGAACGUCUCUAGGAAAUUCCCCGAGGCCGUACGUGAUGUGAAGAAUUGGGUUGAAUACAUCGACAAACUUGCGGCCUUCACUCUGGCGAUGGUCUGUCUGCACGACGAGUACGCAGCCAAAGAGGUUGGCAGCCGUUUCCCGGAGCAGAAGAAGCAGCUCGAUGAGCUUUAUGCGGCCGCCGACGGCUGUCUCUCUCCCGCUGCUGCUAUUGGCUCAAACGUUACAGUGGUUCCGUCCGAUCAACAGCCUGAAACCGAUGCGAUUAGCUGGUUCUCUCUCGCCCUCAAACUGCCCGAAGCGUCCGCGGUCUACGAGUCUCAUGAGAACAUCGUCUAUGUACAUUCUCGCUGGGGUAUCAGACUCGUCAUCAAAGUCUUCGGCGAGCAAUCGUCGUACGCGAAAGAGCUCGUCUCCUAUCAGCGUCUGGAGAAGCUGCAAGGGAAGGGAAUCCCCGUUCUCUACGCCACUGGCACCAUGAAUGCACGCCCAUGCCUCGUGUUGUCAUACGAAGGUGAGAGACUCUGCGAAGGUCCCACGGAUGACCAAAAAGCCACUCUUUACCCGGUUGUAAAAGCAAUGCACGAUCUAGAUAUCCACCACCACGACCUCCAUCGGCGGAACGUCGUCCAAGAUUCGAGCGGAAAGCUCACCCUUAUCGACUUUGGCCUCUCGGAACCCUGUACUAGGAAGGGCUGCGAAGACGACUGGCAAGCCGACGAAUGGUACUGA